ACAGGCGUGACCUCGUGUAGUGUCACCGUCCUGUCAAAAAAUAUUUUUAUUUUUAGUAUUUUGAUAUUUUUAGUUUAAUUUGGUAGGUUAUCGAAGGAAUUUAUAUUUAUUAACAAAAAUGGUAGUUAAAGUUUAUAUUAGUGGAAUUUCUGGUAACAAGGAGGUAAAAAAGCGACAGCAAAGAGUCCAAUUAAUCCUUGACUCAAAGAACAUCAAUUAUGAGCUCUUGGAUAUUGCAGAGCCCAAUAUGGAAGAUGCCAAGGAGUAUAUGCAAAACAACUCUAAAAUGAUGGGGGGAACAAUUAGUGACCCUAAUCCAAGGCAUCCCUUGCCUCCACAGAUUUUUAAUGAUGAUGAAUAUUGUGGGGAUUAUGAUGCAUUUGAUAUGGCAAAUGAAAUGGAUGAAAUGGAAAAGUUCCUUAAGUUAUCCCCUGAAGAACAGCCAGAAGCAAAAGUAAUUAAUGGAGAAACUAAAUCUAAAGAAGCAACCCCCGAACAAAACGGUGAUGUAGGUGACGAAAAUGCUGUUAAAGAAAAAUCACCAUCUCCAGAAAAAAAAGAGUCAUCACCCCCAGCUGUUGAUGGAGUAGGAGAAAAUGCCACUGAUGAUCAAAAAGUGGCAGAAAAUGAUGAGAAUCAAACAGUAGAAGAAACUGAGAAGUCUGAAGAGGCAUAAUUUUGCCUUAAAACACAAUUUUUUCGAUUGUGAAUUCAUCCUGCUUAUUUAUUAUCAUUAUUCCUGUUAUCUAUUUCAUUUGUUGUUUAUUCGGUUAAGGUACUAAUCUUUGCUUAAGAUAUUCUAUUUGCUCUUAUACAUCUAUUUAAAUUUAUUAUACAACUUGUAAAUAUAAUAUCAUUAUUUUAUUGACAUUAUAUAUAUUCAUUUUUAUUUCA
This is a messenger RNA of Anthonomus grandis grandis, 894 nucleotides long. Its product is annotated as SH3 domain-binding glutamic acid-rich protein homolog. Lineage: Eukaryota; Metazoa; Arthropoda; Insecta; Coleoptera; Curculionidae. The coding region runs from base 119 to 676 and encodes 185 amino acids. Gene Ontology annotation, cellular component: cytoplasm. The record is from RefSeq and is a predicted model, not a curated record. The transcript has 4 exons.